Messenger RNA from Anopheles stephensi (Asian malaria mosquito), 1632 nucleotides. Its product is annotated as putative leucine-rich repeat-containing protein DDB_G0290503. The transcript has 4 exons. The record is from RefSeq and is a predicted model, not a curated record. Bases 199 to 1404 code for a protein of 401 amino acids. Lineage: Eukaryota; Metazoa; Arthropoda; Insecta; Diptera; Culicidae.
UGCGCCAUUUUCAUUCAAUGCCUGCUUUAGGAUUAGUGCGUAUCUAGCUUUGUGGCGUCCCUUUUGGGGAAAGUGAAUUAUCCAUACAUUAGUCGACUGUAGAUGAUUCUGAAAUAAGAAUAAUAUCAUCCAAUCAUCCUUUUAAGCGCAGUAAAUCGGUGAGACAAGGGCAAACACGCAAGUAUUUAAUCCAGUACAAUGGCUGACGACCAGCAGCAAGAGCAAACCCCGACACCACCGGCAUCAGAACAGUCGGCUACAACCAACGAAAUGGUGCAAAUCGUUCGCGAAUUGUUGUACAAAGACAAAAACACCGCUCUGGUGAAGGCGGUAGAGUUGUUGGUGUUGAAUAUCCAACAACGGCAAGUUAUCUUUAUGCUGAAGCAAACACUGCAAGAAGCGGUCGUUCAGACGGACCAAAUGCUAAAAGAUUUGCAUGAUCAACCGGUAAUGGAAUCGUUACUGAGCAAUAUUGAAACCCAGAAUCAAUCCACCCGGAAGCAGCUCGGAGAUAAAGUGGACUCCAUUCGUAUGCACAUGAAAUCGAACGAAGUGCUGCGCAAACAGCUGAAGAAAGAGCUCAUGGGUUUCCGGUCGGGCAUCGAUGAUAUCAAGAGACACAUGCACGAGAAAGAAGAAAUAGGAAAAUUUCUGUGCCAAUCAUUCUCUGAUACUAAGGCGCGAGCAGACGAAUUGCACAAAAAGUUGUGUGCUGUAUCAGAUGAACGAGCUAAACUUCGCGAAGAGAAUCACGAAAGAAUGGAGCAAAUCAGAAAGCUAAAACAUAGUUGCGAGGAGAAUGUUAGAAAGAUAAAGAUUGAUCUGGCAGAAGGUGAAAAAGAACUGGAACAUCUUCUGGCAGAGUUAGAAGCUGUAAAGCAACAAGCCGCAGAAAAGAUGCAUGGGUGCCGUCAGAUGGUGUCGGACAAAACUGCAAUGCAGCAACGUAAUGCCAAGCUGGCGCAACAGAUGCAAAAUGAAAUGAAUCAAUUGGAACAGAACUUUCAAGGGAAAAAGAUUCAGCUUGAUCGUGUGUUCGUUGAAAAGUCUGACGAAUACAAACAGAAAAUUGAAGAGCUGGAUCAGCUGAUCGGUGAAUUAAUGAACAAGAACGCAGAACAAGAGAAGGAAGCAGUACAAUCCGAGGCCGAAGUGUCAAAGAUCGCGGAUGAGUUAGAGGAUGUUAACAGCGAAAACUUAAAGCUGGAAAACGAACUCGCCAAUCUGAAAGCUUCGGUCCAUGUAAACAACGGCUCAUUGCAGAAUAAUCCGACUCAGCAGUUCGGUGGAAGAGCGCGGGUGCAUACUCUUCCCAAACCAGCUGCCGCGCACGUAGCGUCCAGCACUGACAAUGAAUUUGAUGUGUCUUACCACUUGGACAAUGAGCAAAGUUUCAUUCUCUAGCAUCGAAUCCAAAAUUUGUAAGUAAAUUGUAAGCUUUGUGAUAAGCACCUAACCAUAGCGUACGCAUUGUGAGGUGUAUAUGUUGCGUGUGUAUUUCACGAAUACGCUUACAAUUUCACGCUUACAAAGAAUUCGUUAUAAUUUUCCUUUCUUUCUGUACUAUCCAAUAUUAAUCCCAACGCACUAAACGUAAUAAAACGAGAAUAGCUCUUCGUUAGAAAGUAAAAA